AAUAAUGAACAUACACAUCUUGAUGAAGAUCACAUUUACGCCAAAAGGUUCGCCGGAACUCGUCUGUCCGGAUGUCGGCUAUCUUGGUUCUCCUGCUCAUCUGACGUGCAUCCCGCCAAGUAAUAUAACUUCACAUGGCUAUACAACAUCGCGAAGAGAAGUCGCCGCCAUCUGCAGUUUAUCUAGCUCAUCAUGUACACCAUUGGGCAACUACAUGACAUCUACCAUCAACCAGACACACAGUAGCCUCACCAUACCUACAGUACAGCAAGCACAUGCUGGGCAGUGGACGUGUACUGUCCCACCUUGGUCUCCACUAUCCUGCAACUUUACUGUUGUGAAACUCCCGACCUGCUUCACAACAAGUGAUGUAACCACCACGACGUUCGACGUUGGCGAGGAGAUGUCCCUGACAGUACAUAUCGAGGGGUAUUACUGUUCUGAGCUGGUUCAGCUGAAGGUAUCGACGGGAAGAACUGAUCACGAAUACCCCAGUGAAACAGUCACUGAUAUAACAGAUAAAACAGUUAAGAUCAAAAUCGACAAGACCAACACCAUCUUCGAGGCGGAACUGGUCUUCACCUGCGGUGGCCAUAGCUCGACUCUACCUUGCCAUGCGAACAGCAGGACGUCGUCAAGUACACUUCAAAAUGGCGACCAAAAUAUAACACCAGGGACGCCAAACGCCACCGACAUCAUUGGAGUAGCUGUAACCGUCGUCUUAGUCACCAUCACAAUCAUCAUCAUCAUCAUCGUCACCUAUGUCUGCUUCAAAAGGAGGACCAUACAGCAGAAGGUGCCACCAGUGUUGGAAUGCCCCGACCCGUCGUACAUGGAGUUGAAGGAACCCCUCCAUAACACGUACGCCAGCGUAGAGGACCUCGGUGCACUGGGGUCGGGAUCCAAGAAGGACACUUGUCCACCUUGUACAGAAGCGCCUGCAGACACAGGGAACUAUGCAGCCGUUGGCGACACCAGUGUCCCAGACACUAAAACAAAGAAAGAUGACCUGCCUUCAUUGAUGGAGGCGGGGGGAUAUUCAACUGUUGCUGACAGACGUGUUACGGACAUAGGCACACAGGGAGAUGUCACGGCUGAACUUUUAGACACAAACUACUAUGAAACUGUUGAGGACCAAAGUGCAACAGCACCUAGUGUAAUGCAAGGAGACGUACCUCUCCCAAUUGACGCUGCAGGAUAUUUAACUGUUGAUUACACACAAGCUGCAGAAACUAGCCCACAGAGAGAAGACACAGCUAAACUUUUAGACACGGGCUACUAUGAAACAGUUGAGGACCAAAGUGCAGCAGCACUUAGUGUUGUGCAAGGAGACCUACCUCUCCCAAUUGACACUGCAGGAUAUUUAACUGUUGCUUACAGACAAGCUGCAGAAACUGGCCCACAGAGAGAAGACACAGCUAAACCCUUAGACACGGGCUACUAUGAAACAGUUGAGGACCAAAAUGCAGAAGCACUUAGUGUUGUGCAAGGAGACCUACCUCUUCCAAUUGAUGCUGCAGGAUAUUCAACUGUUGCUUACACACAAGCUGCAGAAACUAGCCCACAGAGAGAAGACACAGCUAACCCUUUAGACACGGGCUACUAUGAAACAGUUGAGGACCAAAGUGCAGCAGCACUUAGUGUUGUGCAAGGAGACCUACCUCUUCCAAUUGAUGCUGCAGGAUAUUCAACUGUUGCUUACACACAAGCUGCAGAAACUAGCCCACAGAGAGAAGACACAGCUAAAUCUUUAGACACGGGCUACUAUGAAACAGUUGAGGACCAAAGUGCAGCAGCACCUAGUAUAAUGCAAGGAGACCUACCUCUCCCAAUUGACGCUGCAGGAUAUUUAACUGUUGCUUACACACAAGCUGCAGAAACUGGCCCACAGAGAGAAGACACAGCUAAACCUUUAGACACGGGCUACUAUGAAACAGUUGAGGACCAAAGUGCAGCAGCACCUAGUAUAAUGCAAGGAGACCUACCUCUCCCAAUUGACGCUGCAGGAUAUUUAACUGUUGCUUACACACAAGCUGCAGAAACUAGCCCACAGAGAGAAGACACAGCUAAAUCUUUAGACACGGGCUACUAUGAAACAGUUGAAGACCAAAGUGCAGCAGCACCUAGUGUAAUGCAAGGAUACCUACCUCUCCCAAUUGAUGCUGCAGGAUAUUUAACUGUUGCUGUCAGACAUGCUGCGGACAAAGGCAAGCAGGGAGAUGACACAGCUAAACCUUUCGACACAGGACUCUAUGUAAGUGCUGAUGUCAAAAGUGAUGCAGAACCUAAUCUCCGACAAGGAGACCUACCUGCCCUAACUGAUGCUGUGGGGUAUUCAACAGUUGACGAUUUCAAACCAUGCCCCGGUGCCGCGUCAUUCAGUCACACGGGGAAGCCUGAAAUCAGAUAGAAGGACAGAAAACCAACAGACCUCUCUGUGAACUUUAUGCAACUGUUAACAAGAAGAGGGGCACGCCUAGGUUGGCCAGUGCUGAUGCAACUACCACCGGUGUUAUGUGUAAUAUACUGAAAUGCUGACAUUGGUUUUAGAUGAUUUCCAUAACUUUGGGUCAUCAUUAGGACGCAAUUUAAUUAUGGCUAACCUUUCCAAAAAAUUGAUUGUUGGAAAAAGUAACUUAGAUAGUGUAUAUAACAGUCAGACGUAAUGAACAUGAAAAUAUGUGUUAUGUAAAUAUACUUAUCUAUAUAAGUACCGUAUCUUACCUGUAAUAGUGAGUGAGUGAGUAAGGUUUAACGCCGAGUUUAACAGUAUUCCAGUUAUUUCAUGGCGUAUCAGCUUAAUGUUGUAGGAAAG
Messenger RNA from Haliotis rufescens (red abalone), 2815 nucleotides. RefSeq lists its product as uncharacterized. The transcript is spliced from 3 exons. The record is from RefSeq and is a predicted model, not a curated record. Lineage: Eukaryota; Metazoa; Mollusca; Gastropoda; Lepetellida; Haliotidae. The coding region runs from base 5 to 2410 and encodes 801 amino acids.